Molecule: messenger RNA, 3742 nt
Organism: Ilex paraguariensis (yerba mate)
Lineage: Eukaryota; Viridiplantae; Streptophyta; Magnoliopsida; Aquifoliales; Aquifoliaceae
Source: the annotation of a GenBank genome assembly
AUCACAUAUCGAAUGAUUAGUCAUAACCCGUGCCUGAAGGCACAAUGAAAUAUAAAUUUUCAAUGCCCAAAAAAUUGAUCUCACUAUAUUAAAUAACAAUUUUUUUCCUUAAUUUCUUUAAUUACAUCAGUUAAAAUUUAUUUUUACUAAUUAUUUUCUUAAAAAUAUUAACAAUUUUCUCAAAAUACAUAAUUUGACAAAAUUUUUUCAGCAUGUGUAUACUAUCGUGUAUAGAUAAUGUCUAAAUAAAAAUUAUAUUAAACUACAAAUUAAUCAAAUAUUAAAUGAUUGAACAUGUGAUAGAAAUAGGUAAUGUGAUGUUUUUGAGAGGAAAAAUAUGUAGGGGAUAAAAUUUAAGUUGUUAUGUGUUUUAUUAUAUAGAUUAGGACAACCAAAGGUUCGUUUAUAUGGUUAAGGGGCCUCUCCACUCAUUGUCAAUUGAUUUUGAGUUGGAUGUUGGAACAACCUUAAUGACCACAUCCUAUGCAUAAAGUUGAGUGAGCAAAGACAAGACAUAGGCCACAUAUACAUUAUAUUGUAUAAAAACAUAGAAGACUUGAGAAUAUAUAUAAAGGGUUGUUACCAAAAACUCCCAUUACUUAGGGACGAUUACAGAUGACUUGCCUCAACUUCAACCACUGGGCAAAACGUUAUUGAGGUAACGUCUCUUUGAAAAAGUCCAAACUACUCUUAAAAUUCCAAACAAGUUUUGAUUGCAUUGCCAUCUUUCAAUCUUUCCAAAUUUUGAUCCAUAAUUCUCUACUGUAAAAAUCAUUCUCACCUCCCACCAUCCACAUGGAGACCGCCCCUACUCCCCUGCCUCCCAUCUCCACCCCCACCAUCACAUUAGACACAAACAUACCCCAUCCCAUUGCUGGCAAACACCAUAUAAAGGUUAACUUAUUUCUUACUGAAGACAUUAUUAUUAUGCAAGUAGUUGAAAUUUUGGUUCACAACAUAAUGACUAGAGGAAGGGACUGGUAAUCACAAUUGACCAAUGUGAUGACUUGUUUAUGUUUUAUUCACGUUAUCUUUGCCCUCAAUUUUUACCUUUAUUCCCCUUCUCUCUCAUGCGAUCUUGAUAGGCGUCUGUUUCCCUCUUCAUUUUUUUUAUUUUUUUCCUUCUAACUUUGUAGAAUCUGUUAGACAAAUUUAUUCUGACUCUUUAGCCAAGUUAUCAUAUUUGCCUAUAUUUAUUACAAAUCUUCAAUGUACUCAAAUUUGAGUUAUUUCUUAAAAGACCUAACCAUUAAGUUAUAUGCAAAUUGCCUACAUAAAUUUUACUAGAACAAUACUAAUUAAUAGUUUGAUGGCACAACAUUGUUAGUAAUUUAGUGAUUAAUUUUAUGAUGCACAUAAUAAAUUUUUGAUAAUUAUGCUUAAUUAUUGAUAUAAUGUGUUAUAUAGGUGCUAUUUUAGUUAAAAGUAGUGACAUGAUAUUUUUGAAUUUAAUGGAGUCUAUGUUUGACAAAAACAAAGCGUUUGACAUUAUUUAACCUUUAUUUUUGUUCUCUAAGUUGGUGUUAUCUAGUAUAGAUGGAUGUGUAGACAAUAAAAAUUCUUGAUUAAUCGAUUGGUAACCUUAUUUAUACAAAUAAAAAGGUUUUAAUUUUUAUUUCCAUCUGUUUUCACAAGUUUUUAAGUUUUUUCUAUAUUCCCACUUUGUUUACAAAAUGUUUUCGAGUUGAUCAAAACUAUACAUUGAAACGAAAUUUUGAUCCUUGAUUGUUGUUAACAAAAAGUUCAAAAAUAAGAUUAAAAUAAGACUCAAUAUAACCCAAAAUUUGAUUAGCCAAAAGCUGAUCUUAAUCAAACUUUUAGUAACAUGGUUUUGUUAGAGUAUCCAACUCAAAACCAAGUGACAAUGAGUGGAAAUGCCCUUCAAGUAUAUAAACUUGUAAAGAGAGCUUGUAUCUUAUAUCGAAUAGUUAGGGCCACCUAAGGUGGUUUAUAUACUUGAGGGGCUAUUCAACUCAUAGCUAAUUGGUUUUGGGUUGGAUGCUUUAACAUGGUAUCAGAGUUGGGCCUUGAAUGGUCAGUGAGUCAAGUCUUUGACCCAUUUAAAUUUCCUUGUAUGUAGGGUUAUUUGCCUGUUAUCCCUACUUGCAAGUCCGGAUCCCAAAUAGUGUAAAAAGAGCUUAUACCUCACAUCGAAUGAUUGGGCCACCCAAAUUGGCUUAUAUACUUGAGGGGCUAGUCCACUUAUAACUAGUUGGUUUUGGGUUGGAUGCUCUAAUAAAGCUAACCUUUGGUGAUCCUAAUCAUUCAAUGUGGGAUACAAGUUCUCUUUACACCUUCUCUCAUGUGGGAGCUGGGCUCGCACAUGGGGUUAACAAAAAAAAAACAAAUAUUCAUAUCGAGAAUUGAAAUGGGUAUGAGACUUGACCUACUGACCACCAAAGACCUAGUUUUGAUAACAUGUUAGAGCAUCUAAUUUAAAGUCAAGUGACAAUGAGCGGAGAGGCAUCUCAAGCAGAUAAACCAACCCUAGGUGGUCUGAAUCAUUUGAUGUGAGAUACAUCCUCUCUUUACAUAUUUAUCGUCCUAUUGAGGUGCUCAUGAACUUGAUAAGAACUGAACCCCAAAAAAGAGGGGAAAAGAAAUAUGAGGUGCGAAAUUGAAUUAGCUUCAAUCGAGUAGCUUGGUUUGGCUUAUUAUUUUCAUUUCCAAUAGUUUUGUUAACUGCAAAAAAUUUUGUGAAUCCCCCAACAACUUUUUAUUUAUUAUUGCCAUCUCCUAGGUCAUCUAACUCGGGAACACUCAAGUACUCUAUAGGCAAAUCUCUUUCAGUUAUGCUCUUCCCUAUUUGGUCUACACUGAUGUGUGAAAACUUGUCUAUACAGUUGAUUGACGUAAUGUACUUGCGGUAGGGUGAUAUCCAAACAAUGGGGGAAAAAGUUAAUGGAGAAAUUAAUGUUUUGUCCUUAACAGGCAUUGGUAGACAGAUCACAAUAGUAGGUAAGGGGUACAUUUUAGGAUGGAGUACACCGCUAAGGCUCUUUUUUUUUUCAAAUACAAAAGUUGAUCAAAUGACUUCAUAUCUUAAUCAUGUAUAGCGUAAUCUACCAAUAACUUUUGUGCGAUACAAGCUAGUUGAUACACAAUUUCAGUUGAUUUUUAAUGAAGGGCAUUUUGUUAAUUUGGUUUACAUUUUUCGGGUUCUCCAUCUUUCUUGCUAACACUAUUGCAAUUUGAUUUUCUAAGCGGUACCUGUGAGUACCUGCAUGAUUAAAAUGCAUAACAGACCUACUUAUGAAGUGCUAAGUGCUAACAUUGUUUUGUUACUUUUCUUAUGUUUCUUCUUAAGAGACUGCCAAAAGCAGUUGUUAUCUCUGAUUUUCCUGUCUCCCUGUGUAUUAGUGGAGUGAAACCAUGGCUUAAACUGAAAUAAAUCAUCGCAAUACCGAACUAUUUACUGAUGUUUUGUUUGAUCUCUAAACAAUGGGUGAUUGGACUUGCAUUGCUUUAACAAAGCAUGGGAGGCUCAGUUGCAGUGCAUGUUGCUGCAAACAAAGCAUUACCUAGCUUGGCUGGGCUGGUUGUUGUGGAUGUUGUUGAGGGAACAGCCAUGGCCUCAUUGAUUCACAUGCAGAAAAUCCUAUCAAACAGAAUGCAAUAUUUUUCAACCAUCGAGAAAGCGGCAGGAGUGAAGGCCACGUCCCUCAGAAGUGUAGUGCCUCGUCACACUAUUCCUUUCAAUAGUCAGACUGGUUUCCAAGAGCAUGUUAAAGUGCAUUUUUGA